This is a messenger RNA of Seminavis robusta, 2209 nucleotides long. The record is from the annotation of a GenBank genome assembly. NCBI's taxonomy places the organism in Eukaryota, Bacillariophyta, Bacillariophyceae, Naviculales, Naviculaceae.
UGGUUGCGCUUCGCGCUGAGGGGAAGGAUCCGCUUGGCACCUUUGAGUCAGAGUCUCAGGUCAUCUUGCACACAAACCUGCUUUGUUGACGGUUCUGUGCAACCUUUGCCCCAAUGCAGAUGGUCCAAUCUUGUCAGACCUUUCCAGCUUUCUUUCUGCCGACCGCUGAUCCUUUCUUCCAUUCAAUAAAGCCACAAAGGCACAACAUCCAUCCAUCAACACAACAACAACAUGAAACUCCUUCAUCAACUACUGCUAUUACCAAUUUUGCUCUCGUCUGUUGUGACGGCCGCCGCCAAGGGAAAUAAUGACGACAACAACACACCAGACUAUCUGAUUGUGGGAGCGGGAGGGGCGGGUCUUCAAAUGGCACUGUACAUGGAAAAGUUUGGUUUUUCCUACAAGAUUCUGGAAAAGACUGAUUUGAUUGGUUCCCAUUUCAGCAAGUUUCCUCGCUAUGAAGAACUCAUUUCCCUCAACAAGGCGGUCCGCAAUGAAACCCAGAAACUCCGCUUUGAUUGGCACACUCUGCUCGAAGCUCCUGUGGAAAUGCUCAAUGUCACUCGCGACUUUUUCCCCAAGGGAAAGGAUUGGCAUCGCUACAUGAACAUUCUCGCACAAGAGGCUGGCAUUUACCCCCACAUUGAAUUUGGUGUCGAAGUGGAACGCGUGGCAGACGACAAUCGUCCUUGUGUGGUGAUUGCUUCGACGGGUGAAGAAAAAUGUGCCAAGCACCGCAUCUUUGUAGGAACGGGACUGCAGGAGAAGAAAAACAAUUUCUUUGAAGCCCUGGGAGCCAUCCCCUACUCCAAAUCCACCACCAGCAUGGCAGAAGGAAAACGAGUCUGCAUUCUUGGAAAUGGAAAUUCGGGAUUUGAAUUGGCACAAAAUGUCUACAAGGUCGCCGAUCGCGUCUUUCUCUAUGGUCGACACGGACCCCGACUCUCCUCUGUCACACGAUACACGGGAGAUGUCCGUGUCAAGUACUUGCAAGUGCUCGAAAAUCUCAACAUGAAAAUGCUCGAUACGGUCGAUUUCUUCAUCCCUGGACUCGUCAGAAUCAAAGGACUCGAAAACAUCCUCAGUGACGAACAAAUGAAAUUGGUUGAAAACAUUAGCCUGGUUGCUUCGUGGCUGCACAGCUAUUCCUGUGAAAUAUUUUUUACGGCCACUGGAUUCGAUUCGGCCAUUCCAGGUGGAUUGACCAUGGGAGAACGAUUCCCCAUGUCCGGCGACUGGUAUCAAGCUGUCGACAACAAUAAAGUCCACUACAUUGGUUGGCUCAUGCAUGGACGAGACUUUCGAAAGAGUGCCGGUGGAUUCUUGAGCGGAUUUCGCUACCUCAUUCGCAAUCUCGCCUAUCAUAUCCGAGAGGAGGAUGCAGGAAUUCGCUAUCCUCAUUUCGUCAUGACCAAAGAAGAGGUCGUGGCCAAAACUGUGGCCCGAGCUCAGGUGGCCGAUGACAUUUUCAUCUUGCAGGAUGGUCACGCCAUUCGGGAUGUCAUUGUACCCAACAGCGAUGGAACCUACUCUUACUAUGAGGGCAUUUGCCUCGACUUUCACCCCGAGCUGAAAGCACGCAAAGAUAUCAUUUCGUACUACUUUGAAUGGGGGACUGACCGAAACACUGCAUUUGCCUUUGAAGGUUUGGUGCGAUACGAAGACACGAAUCGAUUGCUCAAUGUCUAUCUGCACCCUGCAUUUGAAGUGGGCGGUAUGGUGCGCCAAGUACAAGAGGAUGUCGAAUUGGAAUGGCUUGGCAUGUACGCGGAUGCUGUCGAGUCAGUUGCACGAAAGGCUCUGGAUGGGAAUAUGGAAGGAUUUGUUCUCGUGGAAAACAACCCAUGGAAGCCAGCCGCGGUAAACCAGACCAAGGGCAGUUACUAUGAAACUGUAUCCCCCAAGGUUCCUGUGCCCAACAAAGUCAUGCAAACGCUUUGGAAGGCGGUGUACACCGACCAAGCCGAUCGGGAGAUGGGUCAUUUCCGAGAGGCGAUCGAGGAGUGGUUUCCCACCAUUGUAGAACCUCAGACGAAGAUUGCCGAAGCGGUAGUGGAUGUCAUGCAAAAGGGAUCUCAACCAAACCAUGUGACAAUGCAGUAGAGUUUGAUUGGAGAUGGAUUGGACUCGACUCCUUUACUUUCAUACCCGAUUUGCGUCUAGUUUGCACACAUAGAUAAUCGCAUAAUAAUUUAGAAGAUGAGAACGU